Alternaria arborescens is the source of this 141-nucleotide messenger RNA. RefSeq lists its product as hypothetical. The transcript has a single exon. The record is from RefSeq and is a predicted model, not a curated record. Bases 1 to 141 code for a protein of 46 amino acids. Lineage: Eukaryota; Fungi; Ascomycota; Dothideomycetes; Pleosporales; Pleosporaceae.
AUGUGGAGCAGCAACGGUUUGAUACGAGGAAAGAAGUCUUGGGCCACGUUUGAAAUCUUGGGCGCGCCACCAGAGGCCGACGUUGGAUUCAACAUGUCGCACUCGCUAUCCAACUUGACAACAGUGUCGUCCGGUCUCUAG